GGCUUUGGUUGAUUUCUAGCAACGUCUACUAUAGUGACGUCAGCAGAAAAAUCACAGCGAAAGGCGGACCAGGCCGUUUCCAGGAGCCGACACUGUUGGGUGACGGGAGAGUUUUGUGGUCUUUUUGAUGUGACUUGACUGACUUUUCUAUGUCCACCUGUUUGAUGGUUUGCGGCCAAAAAGCUGAAACUUUCCAAAAUAUAUGUAAAAGUGAAGAGCAUCUAAGAUAGAUAUGGUAGAUAGCAUAUAUAGACAGCUGCAGGGAUCUUGAGCUUGCUUUUUAAUUAAGAGUGAUCACUAAUUAAGUUUGGUUCUACAAAUAAAAGCAGCUACCUUGAAGGACAAGGUAAUGUUCAUUUAUACAGUUGAGAAAUCAUGAAAUCAAUGUCACUUGCAGCCAUUUUUUUGUGCAUUCUAAUACCAUCAUUUGAGACCAAGCAAUUUAUGCCCAAUGGCUGCUACUGUUUCUGCCCACCAUAUCAGAAUUUAAGUGCAAUGACUUUCUGGAAAAAAGAAUUUCAGGAUGACUGUAAUUGCCUAUAUACAAUGGAGCCGAUGCCAGUACCAAGACAUGAAGCCGAGGCGUAUUGCUUGCUAUGUGAUUGCAAGUUUGUGGAAAGAAAUAACUCUGCCACUAAGAUUAUCCUCAUCGUUUUGCUCUCAGUAUUUGGAGCUGUUUUACUUUUAAAAGUCUUUUCAGUGGUAGUUAAGCACUUCAUCCAUAAACCUGAUGCCUAUACUAAGCCCCUGCACAAUGAAGAAGUGUCAGAAGAUCCCCACACUUGAUCUACUCCCCAAUCCACCUAAGAGAAUAUGCUGCAUAUGAAGCAAGCUACUAGUUGUACAUUCCAUUGAUGAGCACUACCAUUUCCUUUAUUUGUUGCUGUCAGGAAAAUAAUAACUGUAGGAUAACUAUUUUACUUCAAAAGUGAGAAACAAUUGCAACUUAAUUUGGUUUCUACAAUCUUCCAAGCAUUGGUCUGGUUUGGUGAUAAAAAUGUGGCAUGCAUGUAUUUGUUAUUGCUUACAAACCUGUGGCUUAGGUUUUAGCUCGAGCCGGAUGUAUUAUCAAUUGAAUAAAAACAGCAGCAUCAUUUUCAUUCCCUUGACUGCCAAUAUAUGAUCUUUCACCCUUGCAAAAUAUUACAGAGAAGUGGCUUGGAUUCUGUCUUUAAAUUCUGACUGCUUUGAUAAGUUGGCACCAAAGACAAAAAUGUAAUGAGGGAAAUUUAUUUAGCAAAAAGGAGUGACUGCAUUUGUCUCCUAAAUUCUUACAGAUUCUCCCUUCAAGGAAUUUUUUUUUUCAGGAUAGUUAACUUUACACCAAAGAAAUACGGACAAUUUUUUUUAGCACUGUCAUAGUUAAAUUAGUUAACCCAUCACAAAAAUGACUCUGGAUGAGCUUUGAGUUUCCCAAUCUCCUUAAGGGACCUAACCAAGAGGCUUGUCGAUGUCUCCUCCACAUGCAGAUUUUUUAAACAGUCAAGUGAUUAUACAGAAUACAGACACUUGUAUUUUUUGCUGAAUUCACUGGAUUAUUUAGUGCAAAGGAAAUUGCCCUUCUACAUUUGGCAGUUUAUCCCAGUAUGCAAAACUGAAUUCCAAUACUGAAGGACAUUUAGAGAAAUAUAGCCUUAUAUUUUAUUAUUGUCCCAAGAAGUGCCAUGUAACAUGUAUUUUUUAAAAUAAAAUUUAAGUUGGUUUAAUAGAAAAUUUCCUGUAUGAUAUUGGAUUUUUUUCCCUUGGCCAACAUGAUUACAAUUACUUAUUUUAUUCUAAUUUUACAAUACAUCUUGCCCAGAUGUAUGGAACCUGUAGCAAUCAUGUCUAGGUCAACAAUUAAGGGAAAGUAGCAUUAACAGUAUAUAACACUGAAAUGUAAUGUUGUAAUCGUCUCUCAGGACCUACUUCCAAAAGAUCUUGAAGGAUGGAUAGUAUUUUUUCUGCAUGCUUAAAUAUUUCAGUAUUAAGCAAGCUACUUUAUCUCUUGAAGUAUCUCUGGCAGAGUGGAUCAAUCUUUGUUGCUGUGCAGACCUUUUCAUUAAACACAGAACGUUAGUAUAACAUAGGUAUCAGGCAUCAUUCAAUACUUUUUGUUCAGAAGGAGAUAUUAUGCAAAGGUUUGGAAAAUAUGUAGAAAUGUGGAGGGAAUUCCUAAAAUAUAUGUUAGUUAUACCAUAUCUAUGCUAUAAAAAUCCAAAUGACCACUUAUGGGUAUCCAUAUGGUCCAGCCAUGUCUAAAAUACAAUAUGCACAUUGUAUCAUCAGCUGGUUACUAAGUAUGCAUCAAAUCAGAGAUGGUAUUUGCACCCAGUUCGGCCCGGAUUGGGUGAACUGGUGGUAGCAGCGGGAGGCUCCACCCACCUGCCCAGACGCUUAUGCGCAACCUUGAGCACGCCCGAACCAGUAGUAAAAAAAUUAGCAACCUACCACUGCAUCAAAUGUUAUACAUUAUCUACAUGGAAGUAUCUGGUGAAACAUUUGAUUUUAUAUACUGAAAAUAUUUAAAAGCUAUUUAAAUUCAAAUAUUCAGUGAUGUACAAAAAAGAAGUAAUAGAAAAAAGCUCUCUAAAUGUCAACAAUAAAAUAUGAUAAAAUCA
Messenger RNA from Thamnophis elegans (Western terrestrial garter snake), 2600 nucleotides. Its product is annotated as transmembrane protein 9-like. The record is from RefSeq and is a predicted model, not a curated record. Gene Ontology annotation, cellular component: lysosomal membrane. NCBI's taxonomy places the organism in Eukaryota, Metazoa, Chordata, Lepidosauria, Squamata, Natricidae. The coding region runs from base 376 to 786 and encodes 136 amino acids. The transcript has 8 exons.